AUGGGCGCGCCGAAUGUGAGACCACCGCAGCAACAAUCAUACCUCUACCUCAUCUCGCAGAAUGACGAGAUUUACGAAAAUGACAUCCUCCGAUCUCCUGGCAACGUCAAAGCCUGGCUGGACUACGCCCACUUCAAGCGACAAUAUGGCACUCUCCUGGAGCAGAGCUUUGUGCUGGAACGAGCCUGCAUUGCAUUGCCGAGAUCUUACAAACUGUGGAAAAUGUACCUGGAGCUGAGGACAAAACACCUCAAGGGCAGAAGUCCUGUGCGGUGGAAGAAAGAGUUUCAGAAGGUGAAUGCGCUGUUCGAAAGGGCGCUGGUGCUGCUGAACAAGAUGCCCAAGAUCUGGGAGAUGUACUUGGAGUUUCUGUGUACACAACCGUUGGUCACGUUCACACGGAGGACUUUUGAUCGCGCGCUAAGAGCGCUUCCCGUGACACAGCACAGUCGGGUCUGGAAGCUGUACAGGCCUUUUGCAACAAGCGCAGGUGGGGAGACGACCGUGCGGGUGUGGAAAAGGUAUAUCCAGCUGCAUCCGGAAUAUGUGGAAGAAUACAUUGAUCUGUUGGUGAGGGAAGGGCGAUUCACAGAGGCUGUACAACAGUAUAUUCAAAUCCUGAACAACUCACGUUUCAAGAGUCGGGAAGCAAAGGGACCAUUUCAGCAUUGGACCGAGAUGCUGGAGAUCUUGAUUGAUCAUGCGAGGCGAGUGCCAAAUCCAGUACCGCUGCUCGAUGGGAGCGCUCUGGAUAUAGAGAGUAUCGUGCGAUCUGGACUGGAACGGUUCCCGGACCAGCGAGGUAUUCUAUGGGUUGGACUGGCGCGAUAUUACAUCAACUUGGGGGCCUACGAACGCGCGCGAGACGUGUUCGAGGAUGGCAUCACAACAGCCAUGACUGUGCGAGACUUCUCGGUGGUUUUUGACACCUAUGCUGAGGCCGAGGAGGCACUCAUCUCUAUCAAAAUGGACGACUCCGCAGCUCGACAGGAGAAGGGUAAAGUAGAUGAGGAUGCGGAUUUGGACCUCGACAUUCGCAUGAUGCGGUUUGAACAACUCAUGGAUCGUCGGCCGUUCCUCGUCAACGACGUUUUGCUACGACAGAAUCCACACAAUGUCAACGAAUGGCAAAAGAGGGUGGCAUUAUGGGGUGAUAACAAACCAAUGGUGGUGCAAGCAUAUGCAGACGCGAUUGCAGCUAUCAAUCCAAAGAAAGCCGUUGGCCGCUUUCACGAGCUAUGGGCAAACUAUGCCAAGUUCUACGAAGCUGGAGGGGAUCUUACCAAUGCCCGUAUCAUCAUGGAGAAAGCGGUCAAGGUGCCUUACAAGUCCGUAUCUGAGCUUGCGGAGUGUUGGACGGAGUGGGCAGAGAUGGAGCUACGAAACGAGAAUUUCGACCAGGCUGUCAACAUCAUGGCGACAGCCACGAAAGCGCCGAAGCGCAGUACCGUCGACUACUUUGACGAGAAUCUCACUCCUCAGCAGAGAGUACACAAGAGUUGGAAGCUCUGGUCUUUCUACGUUGACCUCGUGGAGUCAGUAUCAUCCCUCGAAGAAACCAGGAAAAUUUACGACCGCAUCUUCGAGCUCCGCAUAGCGACGCCACAAACCGUUGUCAACUACGCCAACCUCUUGGAAGAGAACGAUUACCAUGAAGAAAGCUUCAAAAUCUACGAACGAGGCCUUGACCUUUUUUCAUACCCUGUUGCUUUCGAACUUUGGAAUCUCUACCUGACCAAGGCAGUCGACCGCCGCAUAUCCAUCGAACGGCUACGUGAUCUCUUUGAACAAGCCGUCGAAGGCUGUCCUCCACGAUUUGCCAAGACACUCUACCUCAUGUAUGGUGCUCUAGAAGAAGAACGGGGUCUUGCACGCCACGCUAUGCGCAUCUAUGAGAGAGCUACACGAGCUGUUGCAGACGAGGACAGAAGUGAGAUGUUCAACUUCUACAUCACCAAAUCCGCAUCGAACUUUGGUCUCACCUCCACUCGCGCCAUCUACGAAAGAGCGAUUGCUGCACUGCCCGACAAGGAAGCAGCAGGUAUGUGCAUCAAAUUCGCAGAAAUGGAACGUCGUCUGGGAGAGAUUGACCGUGCGAGAGCUAUCUAUGGCCAUGCAUCUCAAUUCUGCGACCCUCGCGUGGAGCAAGACUUUUGGCGCAAAUGGGAAGCAUUUGAAGUCCAACACGGAAACGAGGACACGUUCAAGGAAAUGCUGCGAAUCAAGAGAAGUGUGCAAGCACAGUUCAAUACGGAUGUCAAUUUCAUUGCCUCUCAGGCCGUGGCUCGUCAAGCUGCCGCUGCUGCUGCCGCUGGAUCCCAUGCCAGUGGGGCUACAGGCGGAGAAGAAGACAUGGACGAGGAUACCGCUGAUGCCAUGGCCCAGCUCGAACGACAGGCACGUGCUCCUGUUGGUUUCGUCGCUGCGAGUUCUGGCCCUGAAGGCGGGAAUCGAAAGCAAGUUGAGGAACCGCACCGGGAGACUGUCAAUACGGAUGCGGUAGACCUGGACGAGGAUCUAUAGAUAGGAUGCUCUAGGAUUGUCCCCGAAUUACACUUUCU
Sphaerulina musiva SO2202 is the source of this 2561-nucleotide messenger RNA. RefSeq names its product pre-mRNA-splicing factor syf1. Lineage: Eukaryota; Fungi; Ascomycota; Dothideomycetes; Mycosphaerellales; Mycosphaerellaceae. The coding region runs from base 1 to 2523 and encodes 840 amino acids. Gene Ontology annotation, cellular component: Prp19 complex; U2-type catalytic step 2 spliceosome; post-mRNA release spliceosomal complex. Gene Ontology annotation, molecular function: protein binding. Gene Ontology annotation, biological process: generation of catalytic spliceosome for first transesterification step; mRNA splicing, via spliceosome. The transcript has a single exon. The record is from RefSeq and is a predicted model, not a curated record.